Molecule: messenger RNA, 1058 nt
Organism: Cyprinus carpio (common carp)
Lineage: Eukaryota; Metazoa; Chordata; Actinopteri; Cypriniformes; Cyprinidae
Product: NACHT, LRR and PYD domains-containing protein 3-like
Exons: 3
Coding region: 88-888 (266 amino acids)
Source: RefSeq, a predicted model, not a curated record
UCUUUAUGCACAUCUGUUUCUAGACAUAAAGAAGAAAAGUAUAUUUGUUCAUGAGUCUACAGAAAAGAAAAACAGAAAAGUGAAACCAUGAUUGAUUUCCUCAAGACUGCAGUGGACAAGGCACUAGAGAGUGAUAAUGGACACCUGGAUCUUUUUCUUCGAUUCCUCUAUGGUUUGUCACUCCAGUCCAAUCAGAGACUCUUACAGGGUCUGUUGACGCAGGAAGAAGACAAUGAGCAGAGCAAAAAGGAAAUGGUUCAGUACAUCAAGCAGAAAUUAGAAUCUAAUCUGUCUCCAGAGAGAUCCAUCAAUCUGUUCUACUGUCUGAAUGAACUGAACGACCAAACUCUGGUGAAAGACAUUCAGACCCACCUUAGCAAAGGAAGUCUCUCAUCUGUUGAUCUUUCACCGGCCCAGUGGUCUGCUUUGGUCUUUGUGUUGUUGACAUCAGAGGAGGAGCUGGAGGAGUUUGAGCUUCAGAAAUUCAAGAAAUCAGACGAGUGUCUCAUUAGAUUAUCAGCAGUCAUCAAAACCUCCAAAAGAGCUCUGUUAAAUGAUUGUGGCUUAACAGACAAAAGCUGUCCAGCUCUGGUUACAGUUCUUGGAUCAGAUACCAAUCUGAAAGAGCUGAACAUGAAUAAUAAUAAUCUGCAGGAUUCAGGAGUGGAGCUCCUCUGCACUGGCCUGAAGAAUAUUAAUUGCAAAUUAGAGAUACUGAGGUUAAACUGCAUCAGUAUUACAGAUGAAGGUUGUGCUGCUCUGGCAUCAGCGUUUAAUUCAAACCUCAGAGAGCUGGAUCUGAGCAGGAAUCAAAUAGGAGACUCUGGAGUGACAGAAAUCUCCAGUCUGCUGAGAAAUUCAAAGACACUACAGAUACUCAGGGUCUGAAUUUGGUUAAUCUAAACAUGAAUCAAUGUAAAGCUCCAGCUGGUCUGUAAACUGAUGCUAUGUCACAAGGAAUGGGUCAGUGAUGUGAAAUUGAUAUGUUGGUGUAGAUACAUUUAUAAAAUAUUGACAAACAGAUUGAUUUUUGAGGUGAUGGAAAAUGUUCUUAAUAG